AUGUCUGAUAAGAACGAGUCAGCGAAACCUGACUCUGUUCUGGCCGCCAAUGACGCUCAACCCGUUGCUAACGCUAACGGCAUCGGCCACCCCAAACCGGUUUUGGGCGAAUCGGCAGCAAAAAAGCAUAAGCUCUCCCAAACAAACUACAUCGCGCGAGAGUAUGGCACCCCUCUUCAAACCAGAGCAGCGUCGCCUUGCACUUUGAAUCCUCCCAUCGACAGCGAUGGAUUGUCCUGGCCCAGCAGAGGAGCAAGAUCGAGAAUCGACCAGACGGAGGAAGAAGCCAAGCAGCGUGAGCAGCGUAUAGCAACCGCAGUGAAGUCGAUUUUGCAUGAGUUGGGUGAAGAUGUGGAUCGAGAAGGGCUUUUGGAAACUCCAGAACGGUAUGCGAGAGCGAUGCUCUACUUCACCAAAGGGUACGAGGACAAUAUCAGGGAUGUGAUUAAGAAAGCUGUUUUCGAAGAGGAUCAUGACGAAAUGGUCAUUGUUCGUGAUAUCGAAGUGUUCUCCUUGUGUGAGCACCACUUAGUGCCCUUUUUCGGCAAGGCUCACAUUGCGUACAUUCCCAAUAAAAGAGUGGUUGGUCUUUCAAAACUUGCAAGACUCGCUGAGAUGUACUCACGGAGAUUCCAAGUCCAAGAACGGUUGACAAAGCAAAUUGCCAUGGCAUUGAGCGAGAUCUUGAAGCCCAGAGGCGUUGCCGUGGUGAUCGAGGCCACCCACAUGUGCAUGGUAAGUCGUGGUGUACAGAAGACGGGGUCUUCAACGACAACAAGUUGCAUGUUGGGUUGCUUCCGUGUGCAACAGAAAACCAGAGACGAGUUCUUGACGCUCUUGGGUAGGAAAUAG
Messenger RNA from Candidozyma auris, 852 nucleotides. RefSeq names its product GTP cyclohydrolase I. NCBI's taxonomy places the organism in Eukaryota, Fungi, Ascomycota, Pichiomycetes, Serinales, Metschnikowiaceae. The coding region runs from base 1 to 852 and encodes 283 amino acids. The transcript has a single exon. Gene Ontology annotation, cellular component: cytoplasm. The record is from RefSeq and is a predicted model, not a curated record. Gene Ontology annotation, molecular function: GTP binding; zinc ion binding; GTP cyclohydrolase I activity. Gene Ontology annotation, biological process: tetrahydrobiopterin biosynthetic process; tetrahydrofolate biosynthetic process.